Schistosoma spindalis is the source of this 2180-nucleotide messenger RNA. The record is from the annotation of a GenBank genome assembly. Lineage: Eukaryota; Metazoa; Platyhelminthes; Trematoda; Strigeidida; Schistosomatidae.
AUGUUUACAUGUUCUAAACAUUUAUAUAUUCGUAUAAUUUUAUUAUUUUUAUUAUUACAUAUAUUAUGUUUAUUUAUUAUAUAUAAACAAUUUACAUAUCAAAAAAAUAAUUAUAAAUCAACUAUUAUUGGUGAACAUUAUCAAUCCAUUACACCACAAACAUGUUAUGAUAUAUGUCAAUUAAUUAUAAAAUUACCUAAUAAUAAAUUCAUUGAUUCAAAAUUUAUUAAAAAUAAAUCAUAUAAAUUAUGGCCUAAUUUUAAUGCAAAUUUAAUGACAUUAUUUAAUAUUAGUUAUUUACAUUUACCUGGUGGAUCAUGGAUAGAUUAUUCUAAUCAAUAUAAUAUUGAUAAAAAUAAUCAAAAAAUAAAAAUAAAUGAAACAUUUUGUAAAAAUAUAUCCGAAUAUGGUGUAGUUAUAAUUAUACCAUUAAAAAAUCAAUUUAAACAACUUUAUAUUACAUUAUCUACAUUAAUUCCUAUAUUACAAAUACAAAAAUUAUGUUAUCGUAUAUUUGUUAUUGAACAAAUUGAUAAUGAAUUAAUAAAUAAAGGUAAAUUAAAAAAUAUUGGAUUUAUUGAAUCAUUAAAAUUAUUUAAAUUUAAUUGUGUCAUAUUUCAUGAUGUUAAUUUAGCACCAAUUAAUUAUUUUAAUUCAUAUCAAUGUGAUCAAUCAACUAAAUAUAUGGCAAUACAUUUAAGUGUUGGAAUAAAUACUAAUAAAUUUAAAUUACCAUAUAAUACAUAUAUUGGUGGUGUUUUAAAAAUUUCAACACAUCAUUUUAUUACUGUUAAUGGAUAUUCUAAUGAAUAUUGGGGUUUAGAUAAUGAAAAUGAUGAUGAUUUUGAAAAACGUCUUAGUACUACUGGUAUAAAAUAUAUUCAUGUAAAUAAUAAAAUUGGACGGUAUAUUUACAUACCAUAUACUUCAAAAUAUUCUUUACAAUCUUAUAAUUUAAAAAAAUUAUUAAAUAGAUCAAAUAAAAGUAUCAAUUCUGAUGGAUUAAAUGAUGUAUCAUAUAAAGUUAUUUCACGAUCAGAUCAACCAUUUUUUACACAUCUUCGAGUUCUAAUAAAACAAAGUUGAAACUUUUUUUUCUUUUGAUAAACAAGUUGAUAUUAUAAAAUAACCCUUGAAAUAAUAAAUUGUUUUUCUUGAUGUAUAUGAUAUAACCUACUAUUUUUGCUAUUCUUAACUAAAGUAUUAUUUAAAUGGGAAUUUAAGUCAAUAUUCUUAUAGACCAGUCAUGCAUAAAAGUACAUCCUAGUACGAACAUAAUAAUUGUAAUUGCACAUGAAAUAAAUUGAUAACUUGAAAUGUCUUCUCAUUUAUUUUCAUUAUUACAACCAACAUUACUAGUUUGCUCUAGAAUUCUGUUGUCUAAAAUCUAUUGUUAGUAAACAAUAUUAUCAUCUGUACAAUUUUAUUUACAGGAUUACGGAUUUUCAGGCACUACAUAUUUCGUUGAAUUCACCGAAGAAAACUUUCUUUUUUUACUUCAGCUGUAUAUUCGUAUUUAUAGUUCUAUGGGCUAUAUUUAUUUUUGUUAAAAUGUAACCGUGAUAGACUAUUAUUUUAAAUAUUAGGAACUUAAAAAAAGAGUAAAUUCCGAGCUCCGAAUAUGAUUCUAUUAUGAUUGAACUGUGUUAAUAAAUGAAAAAACUAUUAAUUUUCCAUAAAUCAGAAUUAUCAUUGUUUCAUUCUAAAAAGAAACCCUUAGAAGCAAUCGACUCUUUCUGUCAUGAUUAUAAAGCGUUUGAAUGAUCCUAUUGUUGAUAAAUUUCAUUGAAUUUUGUUUGAUGAAUCUUUGUUACUAUAUGCACAUAUUGUAUGGAUUGCUUUCGAUAUUGACAAAUUUUUACAAGUUUUCUUUUUAUAAAAUAGACCGAUAAUUUGAAGAACUGAAUAUAAAUUAUACUUUUUGAAUACUUAUUGUACAAAAUACAUGUUGAAAAAUAUUGUUUUAAGAAUAAUCUGUUAAACAUGACUCCAUUUAUACAAUCAUAUAUGAUUGCUAGUACAUAAGUGAGUUAAUGUAAACAUUUCGGUUUGUUUUUCCAACCAAAUAAACAAAGUUUAAUAUCGACAAAAUUUGUGAAUAUAUUCGUCUGGAAUUAUAUGUCGUAGUGAGAAUUACAUACAUGUAACUAAUUAAAGAAAUAAAUGAUUUCUAAAUAUUG